AUGGCGGACGAGCAGCCCGAGUUCCACGACGUGGUCGUCAUCGGCGCCGGCGUCGCCGGUCUGCGCUGCGCCAGCCAGCUGGCCAAGACCGAGGGCGUGUUGGACGUGCUGGUCGUGGAGGCCUCCGGCCGCGUGGGCGGCCGCGUGAUGAACGACACGAGCUUCAUCCCGGGCAUGAGCAUCGAGGUCGGAGCCGAGUUCAUGCACGGCGCCAACACGACGCUCACGCGGCUCGCCGAGGAGCACAGCAUCGGCAUGCGCGAGAUCUUCACUUGGGCUCAGGUGAGGACACGGGGCCAAAAGCAGAACAUCAAUGAGAUAAUCUUCUGGCCUUCAUACGAAUGCAAGAGCGAACGUCAGAUCAUGCUUCCUUAA
Molecule: messenger RNA, 375 nt
Organism: Phytophthora sojae
Lineage: Eukaryota; Oomycota; Peronosporomycetes; Peronosporales; Peronosporaceae
Exons: 2
Coding region: 1-375 (124 amino acids)
Molecular function (GO): oxidoreductase activity
Source: RefSeq, a predicted model, not a curated record